Molecule: messenger RNA, 2127 nt
Organism: Aspergillus affinis
Lineage: Eukaryota; Fungi; Ascomycota; Eurotiomycetes; Eurotiales; Aspergillaceae
Product: Zn(II)2Cys6 transcription factor
Exons: 7
Coding region: 1-2127 (708 amino acids)
Biological process (GO): DNA-templated transcription; regulation of DNA-templated transcription
Molecular function (GO): DNA binding; DNA-binding transcription factor activity, RNA polymerase II-specific; zinc ion binding
Source: RefSeq, a predicted model, not a curated record
AUGACACCCGAAGUAGAACCAGGCCCUCGCCAAACCAGACUUCGCGCAAGACAGGCAUGCCUUCAUUGCAACCGUCGUCGCAUCCGCUGCAAUGUCUUGGAGAAGCGCCCCUGCGAGAACUGCGUCGCGAUGAGCGUACCCUGCGAGGUCGGAGUCUCCAAGAGAGGAAAGUACCCGCGCAAGAAGAACAACAAUCAUAUCCACCGGCCCACUACCCCGAGAGCUGCGAGCCAUCCGAUCUCUCCGCCAGUCGUCCCCGACUCCACCGUCUCGUCGGCUUCCCGAAAUGGUGACACGCCGUUAAGGCACUCGGAUGUCUCGCGCCUCUCUCAGCAGACUAAACCGUGGCAGGCCCAGCCGCAUGUCAAUAGCCCCCGUGCCCCAUGGUUAACCCCGGGGGACUCGACUAGCGUGUUUCUGGGAGAGUCGAGUCCAUUGACGUGCGUGAUUGAUGAAGGACGACGAUCGCCUGAUAAGGGGUCUGGCAAUGUGAUGCAAAAGACGCGUCUUCACUAUCCGAUUCCUGAGAGACUUCAGUCCAGCAGUACGCGAGAUGUAGCGCUCCGGGCGCACAGGACAAAGCUCGAGGCCCAAUUGACGGCGGACGGGGCUUUUUCGUACCCCCCGACCGAGACCAUCGAGACUCUGCUAUGCGCUUACUUCACCUGGUUUCAUCCCUGCUUUCCUAUCCUGGAUCGCACCACCGUUCAGCAGUUGUUUGCUGAGGGCAAUGUUUCGCCGCUGCUGUUACAAGCUAUGCUGUUUAUCGGCGUAAGUCUUUGUACGGAUGAUGAGUUCGCGCGAACCGGGUUUGAGAUCCGCUAUGGAGCGAAGUUCCUGUUUUAUAGUCGGGCGAAAGCAAUUUAUGAUGCGGGUUGGGAGUCGAACAAGACAGUUAAGUUGCAAGCCCUCUUUCUGUUGAGUUACUGGCGCGGAGGCCCUUCUGAGGAGCAAGACACGCGGUUCUGGCUCGGCGUGGCCAUCAGUUUGGCUCAGAAGCGCGGAAUGCAUAUGAUGUCGAAGCUUUCCUUCAGUUCAUCGCGGGAAGAGAAGUUAUGGAAACGGAUAUGGUGGGCUUUAUAUAUUCGUGACCAACAAAGCGCCUCGGCCCUUGGAUUACCUGCUCGAAUACGUGAUGAGGAUUGCGACGUGGCCAUGCUUGAAGAAAGCGACAUCAGGGAAGACGAGGUUGUAGAGAACCCCGAAAUCUUUGGCACCCAGAACGUGGAAGAUGUGCCGUAUCCGGUUGAAAUGGCCCGACUAGCUAGGAUUUUGCGCACGAUUGUCUCUACGCAAUAUUUGCCUAUUCAAGCCUCUGUCGAUACAUCUCUCCGACAAGAGCUUCAUAAGCAACUUUCAGAAUGGGAAUCGAAUAUACCGUCUAUUCUCAAGCUCGGGAAUACCGCUAGCCCUAGAGCUAUCUUCUUAACGGGAUUGCUACAUACGACUCAUAACUAUCUCUACGUUCUACUCUACCGAUCGUUAUUUCUCCACCCACCCAAUUCGGCCUCGGACGAACUGGGCCAGAUUGCAUUGAAUGCUGCCACCAAGACAACAAGAAUUAUCGAGGACAUGUUGUCUUGUAACCUCGUCCAGCAUGGUGCAACACAUCUAAUCACACACUCGUUCUCCGCCUUAUGCAUUCAAACCAUCCACUGUCGACGAACCACAGGAACAGCCCGCAAGUUGGCAGAACACCGCGCAAGGCUUUGUCUGCUGGGAUUACAGGAACUGCAAAAGACUUGGGACUUGGAGAACUGGGUCCUAGAUCUUUUCUUCCGCUGCCUGGACGAUUGCACGGCCCGCACACUGCGAUUGACAGAUAUUAUAAACCCACCGGCUCAGCCAACACAGACAACCGAAGCCCAAACAAAUGGAGAGAGUGUGGCGAACCAUGAGCAAGAGCCCAGGACGCCGAAUACUAUGAUGACAUCCAACUCAAAUGACCCUACGCUUGCGCCGUCUCUUCAUGCGUCGCCAUAUGCUCCCGCUGGAGAUCUUGCAGCACCGAGCGAUUGGUACGGCUUGUUUAAUUUCACAGACGAUUUUACGGAUGUUCUCGGAAGUCCACAGUCACAGGAGUCUCUCAACCUGCAGAAUCUCCAGUUCCUAUAUCGAUUUCUAUAG